AUGAAGAUCAUUGAACUUAUCAUCGAUGGGUUCAAGUCCUACAGCCAGAGAACGGUCAUCUCUGGCUGGGACCAGAGUUUUAACGCCGUUACUGGUCUGAACGGCUCAGGAAAGUCCAACAUUCUAGAUUCAAUAUGUUUUGUCCUGGGCAUUACGAACAUGUCCACCGUACGGGCGCAGAACCUUCAGGACCUUAUCUACAAGCGCGGUCAAGCCGGUGUUACCAAGGCCAGCGUGACCAUUGUGUUCGACAACAGUGACAAGAGCACAAGUCCCAUUGGAUUUGAGGAGUAUGGCCAAAUCAGCGUCACUAGACAAAUCGUUAUGGGUGGAACGAGCAAAUACCUUAUCAAUGGACACCGCGCACAACAAACGACCGUCCAGAACCUUUUUCAGAGCGUCGGUCUGAACAUCAACAACCCAAAUUUUAUCAUUAUGCAAGGCCGAAUUACCAAAGUGCUGAAUAUGAAGGCAGCGGAAAUUUUGGCCAUGAUCGAAGAGGCUGCUGGCACGCGCAUGUUUGAGGAUCGGAAAGAAAAGGCGCAGAAAACGAUGGCCAAGAAAGAGAUGAAAGUCGUUGAAAUCGAGGGCCUGUUGAGAGAAGAGAUCGAGCCCAAGUUGGACAAACUUCGUGGUGAAAAACGAGCAUGGCUGGACUACCAAAAAACACAGAGUGAACUAGAACGACUGACACGCGUUGUGGUCGCGGCGGACUACGUUCGCGCCGGUGAUAAGAUGAAGUCUGCUAACGAAGAACACGAAACAAAACGAGCCAAAGUGCAACACCUAGAAGACAACGCCAUCAAGCUUAAGCGCGAAAUAGAAAAUCUGGACGAAGACGCACAAAGAGUUCGAUCGGUACGAGAAAAGGAGAUGCGCAAAGGUGGCCGGUUUCAAGAGCUUGAAAAUCGCGUCAAAGAACUCAGUCAUGAAUUGGUACGACUGUCCACCGUUCUGGAUUUGAAGCAGUCAAGUGUGGCAGAGGAAGAGCAGCGAAAGAAGGACAUCGCCAAGAACGUUAAGAAUCUGGAGAAGCAGGUCGCUGAUAAGAAGAAGAGCUUGGAGAAGCUUCAGUCCAAAUGGGAUGGAGCAAAAUCUGAGUUGGAUGCACAAAACGCCGAAGUUGAGAAGAAGGAGGAGCUUCUAUCAACGCUACAAACAGGUGUUGCGUCUCGGGAAGGACAAGAAAGCGGUUACCAAGGUCAACUCUCAGAAGCACGAAAUCGGCUGACCACUGCUGGUACUGAACAAGAACAAGCGAAACUAAAAAUCUCCCAUCUUGAAAAGCGCAUCAAGGAAGAUGAGCCUCGAGCCAAGAAAGCAAGAGAACAAAAUGCUGGUCUACUGAAAGGUCUGGAGGUGCUGCGGAAGCAAGCACAGAAACUUGAAGCAGAUCUGCAGAAAAUGGGCUUCGACCCUGGCAGGGAAGAAGCUAUGCGAGAGCGAGAGGUUGCACUUCAGAAGAGCAUCCGAAGUUUGUCUCAAGAGGCGGAUGGGUUGAAGAAGAAGGUCGCAAAUGUGGAUUUCCACUUCAGUGAUCCUUCUCCCAACUUCGAUCGAUCCAGAGUCAAAGGUCUUGUUGCUCAACUUUUUACUCUAGACAAAGAGAAGUCAGUAGCUGGCACCGCCCUGGAGAUUUGUGCCGGUGGAAGGCUCUACAACGUUGUCGUCGACACGGCCGAGACCGGUACCCAGCUGCUGCAGAACGGGAAGCUGAAGAAGAGGGUCACGAUCAUCCCGCUGAACAAGAUCUCUGCUUUCAGAGCAUCAGCAGCAAAAGUUGGUGCGGCACAACAAAUAGCACCUGGAAAAGUUGACUUGGCUUUGUCAUUGAUCGGAUACGAGCACGAAGUCUCAGCUGCCAUGGAUUAUGUUUUCGGCACGACACUCAUAUGCCAGGAUGCAGAUACUGCGAAGAGAGUCACAUUUGACCCAGCCGUUCGGCUUAAGAGCGUCACGCUCGAGGGCGAUGUGUAUGACCCGUCUGGCACUUUGUCCGGUGGCAGCUCGCCGAAUUCGAGUGGUGUUCUUGUCAUUCUUCAAAAACUGAAUGAAGUCACAAAAGAGCUUGAAAAGUAUCGUGCUGAGCUGCGCGAACUACAGGAGACCAUGCGCAAUGAGCAAGCGAAGUUAGCCAACAUCAAGACCGUCAAGCAGGAGCUUGACCUCAAGACCCACGAAAUUAAGCUUGCCGAGGAGCAAAUCUCUGGUAAUUCGUCCUCUUCGAUCAUACAAGCCAUUGAAGAAAUGAAGGCCUCAAUCUCUCAAUUGAAGGAAGACAUGUCUACGGCAAAGACACGACAAGAAGAAGCGGCAAAAGAUGUGAAGCGGAUCGAGAGGGAUAUGGAGGACUUCAGCAAGAACAAAGACAGUAAACUGAAGGAACUUGAAAAAUCAUUGGUGGAGCUGAAGAAGUCUCUGACCAAGACACAAGGAGCCAUCAAAGCACUUCAGAAGGAACUGCAAGAAGUAAGAAUCGACUGUGAACAGGCAGAGAGCGAUCUGAGUGCUGCCGAGGAGCAAAUGGUCGAGGUCACCAACGCCAUUGACGUGCAGAAACAAGAGCUCAACACCCUCCGAGAGGAAGAGGCUAGUGUCAAGAGCAACCACGACAUUGCACAAGCCGAACUCGCAGAUGAACAAGCCAAGUUAACCGGCUUCGACAACGAGCUCCGCGAACUCGAACAGGCGAAAUCCAAGAAGUCGAAACAAAUCAGCGAAGAGGCGCUUGAAGCGCAAAAGCUCGGCCAUGCAGUGGAGAAGGCUCAGAAAGACGCACAGGCAGCUUCGCAAUUGGUCGCGGCUCUCGAGAAAGAACAUGAUUGGAUCGAGGACAACAAGGAUCAAUUCGGCCGGGCUGGUACACCUUAUGAUUUCCAGGGAAAGAAUCUUACCGAGAGUCGGGCCACGCUGAAGAAUGUGACGGAACGGUUCCAGGGAAUGAAGAAGAAGAUCAACCCCAAGGUGAUGCCUAUGAUCGAUAGUGUCGAGAAAAAGGAGACCAGCUUGAAGAACAUGCUCCGGACAGUGAUCCGAGACAAGAAGAAGAUUGAAGAGACGAUUGUCACUCUCGAUGAGUACAAGAAGGAGGCUUUGGUCAAGACGUGGCGCAAGGUCACCGAGGACUUUGGCAACAUCUUUUCAGAUCUCCUGCCGGGCCACAACACGGCCAAACUUGUUCCGCUUGACGAUGAUAUCAAUCGAAUCCAAGAGGGGUUGGAGGUCAAGGUGUGUCUGGGGAAGGUAUGGAAGCAGAGUCUGACUGAGUUGUCAGGCGGACAGAGAUCGCUCGUUGCCCUCUCCCUUAUCCUGGCAUUGCUGCAAUUCAAGCCUGCGCCAAUGUACAUCCUCGACGAAGUUGAUGCCGCACUGGACUUGUCGCAUACGCAGAACAUUGGCCGCAUCAUCAAGACGAGGUUCACUGGGUCACAGUUUAUCGUGGUCAGCUUGAAGGACGGCAUGUUUCAGAAUGCGAAUCGGGUGUUUAGGACGAGAUUCUCGGAGGGAACAAGUGUGGUUACCGUCAUGACGCCUGGGGAGAUUAAGGGGUAG
Molecule: messenger RNA, 3552 nt
Organism: Exophiala spinifera
Lineage: Eukaryota; Fungi; Ascomycota; Eurotiomycetes; Chaetothyriales; Herpotrichiellaceae
Exons: 3
Coding region: 1-3552 (1183 amino acids)
Biological process (GO): chromosome organization
Cellular component (GO): chromosome
Molecular function (GO): protein binding; ATP hydrolysis activity; ATP binding
Source: RefSeq, a predicted model, not a curated record